AAAUACACCCUGUAAUCGAUCCCCAGGAAGCAGGGACUUGAAAAGCAUCACGUAGAUUCGCUGAACAUUCUAAUCUAAUGAAGUUGUAAAUUACAGUGGCAACCGCCAAUAGCAGCGUAGACAUCCCGCGAUUGCUGGGAAAUAGAACGCAGUUGCACAUUCAUGUUUUGAGAAUUGUUGACUUUUGGGAAAACCUGUUGACUAACUACUGUUCUUCGGUUGUCAACAAUGGCCUCGACCGAGCAUAAAGACUUGGCUGCAUUCAUAAAGAGUGUUCAUAGCAAUUUGCGAAAAGAAUCGCAAAUUUAUGGCCCAGAAACAGCGUGGAGAAGACAUGUGGCUGAAAGUGACACGUUGCAGAAAUAUGCCGAGGCAAUGCAAAAGCUAGCAACAAAACACUGGGCUGAAAACGUAGCGGAUCCAAAGAAAAAUACGAAGUGUAGAAUAGACUGGGUGAAGUCACAAUGUUGGGAAUAUUUUUUUAGGGGUGGUAUAGAAUUGUUUUGGGACAGAGAGGUGAAUAUUAAUCGGAAAAUAACGAACGAUCAAAGCCACAGUGGAAUAUCAACAUAUCAAGAGUGGUCAGAUUCUGAAAACAGCACGAGUGGUCUUUCAGAUGGGUUAAUUUGUUCAAAUUCAGAAUUAACACCAGUGGAUGAUAAAGAUACUCCAGAUCUGAAGAAAAGUCUCAACAAACAUUGCUCUAUGAAGCCAAGUACAAAAUUUGAGAAAAGUACUGAAAACAAUUUGCAAAUAAGCAACAAUGAACACGAUUCAAGCAUCGUACAAGCUUCGCACAGGGAAGAUUGCAAAGUAAAGCUGCUCGAUGUGGGAAGUUGUUACAACCCCUUUGGCGGUGUAAAUUUUUUUGAUGUGACUGCUAUUGAUCUGGCUCCAUCUUGCGAUGGAGUAUUGCAAUGUGACUUUUUGAGCAUGCAAAUAGGACAGGAAGAUGUAUUUUCUGCAAACAAGCAACAAGUUGAACAAUUGACUGUGGGAUCUUUUGAUACAGUUGUGUUCUGCUUGUUGCUAGAAUAUUUGCCAUCUCCUGAGCAGAGAUACGCUUGUUGCAAAAAGGCUUACAAUUUAUUGAAAAGUGGCGGCUUAUUGUUGAUCAUUACUCCAGAUUCAAAGCAUGUUGGUGCUAAUGCGAGAUUCAUGAAAUCCUGGCGCUAUGUUUUGUCUAAUCUUGGAUUUAUGCGGACAAAGUAUGAAAAAUUGCCCCAUGCUCACUGCCUGGCUUUCAGAAAGUGCUUUUAUAAAAGAGUCGCUACUAGAUGGGCAAGUUUGCAAAAGUUUUCUAAAGAUGACGAACUCUUUCAUUCGGAUACUAACAUUUUUAUACCACAGGAUUUUACCACAUGGACUAGGGAAGAUACAGUUGAGUGUGUUUCAGGUGAUAAAAAAGCUGAUGUCAAUUUUUAUAAUGAAUUGCCAUAUACAUGA
Messenger RNA from Neodiprion fabricii, 1446 nucleotides. RefSeq names its product S-adenosylmethionine sensor upstream of mTORC1 (gene Samtor). Gene Ontology annotation, biological process: negative regulation of TORC1 signaling. The transcript has 2 exons. NCBI's taxonomy places the organism in Eukaryota, Metazoa, Arthropoda, Insecta, Hymenoptera, Diprionidae. The record is from RefSeq and is a predicted model, not a curated record. The coding region runs from base 229 to 1446 and encodes 405 amino acids.